Messenger RNA from Caenorhabditis angaria, 12770 nucleotides. Lineage: Eukaryota; Metazoa; Nematoda; Chromadorea; Rhabditida; Rhabditidae. The record is from the annotation of a GenBank genome assembly.
AUGUCAGCAGCUGAGAGAAAAAAGUCGUUGAUUACGGUGCAUAAUCAACGAAAACAGAGUCAGGGUAAGCGAAUUGCUUUUAGGCUUUGAGUCCACAAAAAUUGAAAUUAAUAUCUCAUGAUAGACUGUUGGCAAAUUAUUCUAAUUUUCAAAAAUUAUGCAUUGCUCAUCGUAAAGGUUUCUAGGAAUUCUUAAAGUUACUAGGUUUUGGUAAGUGGUUUUGGGUCCCAAAAAUUGAAACUGCUCAUGUUAGAUUAUGCUAGCUUUUUGCAUUUCUAAAAAUCAUUGCUCAUAUUAAAUUUCAUAUUGCUCAUACUAUAAAGUGUUUCAUGAAAUUUGAUAUAAAUUUUUUUUAAAUAAAAAAUCCUGGCUGAUUUUUGAGCUUCUAAAAAUAUCAUUGCUCAUGUUUUAAAUAUUUUUCCGAAAUUUUAUAACAUUGCUCAUAUUAGUUUUCUAAGCUAACUAUAAAUUAUCUUUUUUUCUGCGAACUUUUCUUUUCAAAAAGUUCAAAAGAAACUUUCAAUUUUCAUUUUCAAAGUUCAUUUUUUGAAUUCUGAAAAUCUGAAAAUCCACGUGGCAUUUCUCUCAGUUUUCGGCAAAAAUCCACAAUUUUUGCUCAAAUCCCCGGAAACCCAUAAAAAAUCAUUGCUCAUAUUAUCAAAAAAAAAUUUUUUUUUUGAAUAGCGAUUUUUUGUCGCUCAAAAAAAAAGAAGAAAAAUCAUUGCUCAUAUUAUUUUUAUUUCUAAAUUCUAGGAAAAUAUUGCUCAUAUUAGGAAAAUUUGAAGCAUUGCUCAUAUUAACCCUACAUAUUUCUUUCAGUUGCCAAAGCGGCGGUGCUCUCAUCGGCCAUGUUGGCCCGCAAAAACUCGUCUUCCCGCUCCGGGCCGGGCCCCGGCGGAGGAAGUUCGGGCUCCGCUCAAUUCGGAGCCCGCGAAUCGAUAGCUGCAAUUUCAGACAUGCUCAACACACAAAACAAGAAGCCGAUUAGAAGUAGUGAGCGGGAAUUUUAAAAAAUCAAAAAAAAAAAAAUUAAUUUCAGGUUACGUGGAAAGUGAGCGCCUUGAGACAGCGCUAAAAAUUGCCUGUACAAUUUCACUGGUUACGGUAUGUGCCUUUGAAAAACUCUUCAAAAAUUCCCCAAAACAAAUUUCAGGUCUGUUUGAACACCCCGGAAACUAUCAAACUCUUCUGGCCCCUUAAUUAUGUGAUACUUUUUGCCGAUUUCAUUUCGGUAGUGGUUUUUAUGUUCGAUUCGGUGUUAAGGAUUUAUUACGAGGGUGGAUUUAAGGUAACUUAACUGAAAAAAUUUUGAGCUAUAAAUCUGGAAAUUUUCAGUACAAUUCUUCAUAUUUAUCAAAUCGCUGGUCACAAUUUUCAGUUUUUAUAUCAAUUAUUCAUCUUUUAUCAUUUCUUCUACACGUUUAUCAGAUUUUGGGUGAGUUAAAAAGGCUUAGAAACAUUUUUAAAAUUAUUUUCAGACGAACUUUUCCCAUCACUUGGCCGAACUUAUAAAAUUUGGUACGGCGCGAUUCGAUCGAUUAGGCCUUUCAUUAUUAUUCGAAUGAUUCCGUUGAUUGUCAAGUUUAAAUUGCCAAAAAAUCGUAUUGAGCAAUUGUUGAAGUAAGUUAUAUUGCUCAUUUCAAACUUUUUUUUGAAUUUUUCGAAAAUCUCAAUUUUUGUUGAAAACAUUACUCAUGUUAAUACUAUUUAAGCCACGCACUUUUCUUAGAGUUCAAAAAUAAAUAUAUUUGCUUGACAACUCCAGCAUUUAGGAAGGAUCGAAUAUUUUUUAGAUAAUUCUUUGAAGCCCAACAAGUCCCCACAUUUUGUUAGAAGUUUAAAAUAAACUAACUUGUAUUUUUGGCCACUUCAAAAUCUUAUCAUACGAUUCGAUGCCUUCCUGACAAUUUUCUUCAUACAUUUCCCAAUAACUUUGAAAAUCCUCAUUCGUCAUAUGAAUCCAAUCCUUUUCGCUCGAAUCGUCCAAUUCUUUGUCGAGCGAGUUUUGUAGGCUUUCCUGAAAAGCUCAAUAUAUUUUUUAUUUGAAAAAUGAAAAAAAAACAAAAACUCACUUAUCAUUCUCGGCGUCGUAGGUUUUUCGAAAAACUGCCGAGAGGAACAAUUCCCAAAUAAUCAGAAAUAAUCCUCCCAUUUUGUUGUCAUUUUCACCUGAAAAUGAAAAUUUCUAUGACACGUGUUAUAAGCUCACAGGUAACUCGGAACAAAACGAAAAAAAAAUUGUCCGAGAGAAGUACACGAACACUUGGCCUAGGAAACCAAACAUCGGCCAUCUAUUUUAUUUUCGAAAACAAUAAUGACAACAAGAAAACGUUGAAAAAUCGGCAAAAAUGCGAUUUUCCAUUGAAAAAAGACAAACGAGCAAACGCGCUCUAGCGAAACGAGAGAUUUUUCGAGAAGAGACGCAGACACGUCGGUUUGUGGAUAUAAAAUUUGAAAUUUUUUUCUUUUUUUUUGCGAAAAAAACGUGUGUUCGCUAGCCUCAUUUCAAUCAUUUUUAGAAAAUGCUGGCCAACCAAAAAUCCAAUUUUUCAGACGCUCCUCACAGCAAGUCAAAAAUGUCACGCUAUUCUUCGUGUUCUUCAUGACACUCUACGCCAUCUUCGGCAUUCAAUUAUUCGGUCGAAUGGAUUAUCACUGCGUUCGACACGGCACAAAUACCAGCAAUGUGACGAUUCAAGACCUGGCAAUACCUGACACAAUGUGCUCACCGGAUAAUAUCAGUGGAUAUGUUUGCCCGGAGCCGAUGGUUUGUAAACAGUUGAAUUUGAAUGCGAAAGGCGAGGGGUUUUAUGGAAUGUUCAAUGAUUUUGGAGCCAGUGUAUUUACUGUAUAUUUGGCGGCGAGUGAAGAAGGAUGGGUCUAUGUUUUGUAUGAUUGUAUGGAUUCGUUACCCUCUUAUUUGGCGUUUUUAUAUUUUUGUACAUUGAUUUUCUUCCUGGCUUGGCUAGUUAAGGUGAGCCUAAUUUGAGUGGAAAUUUUUCUAAAAAUUGCAUCUUUCAGAACGUGUUUAUUGCCGUUAUCACCGAAACAUUCGCUGAAAUUCGUAUUCAAUUCAGUGAAAUGUGGCAGAAAAAAGAGGUCACUUUGGACGAGGAAUUUAGAAGAAGAUUGGAGAAAACUGACGAGGGAUGGCGGUUGAUUCGAUUGGAUCGGGAUGUUGAUCCGCAAGGGCCGAAGCAGAAAUUGCAGUUGGUGAGGAAAAAUAUCCCUUUUUCGUCUCGCCUCUCUUACUCUCGUUUUCCGUACUAACAAGGGAAGUGCAUGAGGUCAGGUGUUUGAACUUUUGAUGAAACAUUUCGAAAUAUACCAAAUCGACCAUGGUGAUCACGAUUCCGAAGUCAAAAUUUGCCACAAAUGCCUGUGAGCACUUUUCUAGAGCUCCAAAGUUAGAAUUGACCAUUUUCACCAUGUUCCUGGGUGGAAAAUCAAUUUUUAUAACUUGAAAGGUUGUUCAUCACAUUCGAAAACCUAUCAGUUUUUCAAAUAAUAUUAAAAACCAGCUGAAAACUGUAAUUUAAAAAAAAAGUCCUCAAAAUGCCACACGUGUUUCAAAGUUUUUUGGGAAUUUUUAAAAAUUACAGUUUUCAGCUGAUUUUUAAUAUUUUUCGAAAAGCUGAUAGGUUUUCGAAUGUGAUGAAAAACCUUAUCCAAGUUAUAAAAAUUGAUUUUCCACCCUGGAACAUGAAAACCAAAACUCAAUUCUAACUUUGGAGCUCCAGAAAAGUGCUCACAGGCAUUUGUUGCAAUUUUUGACUUCGGAUUCGUGAUCAGCAUCGUCGAUUUGGUAUAUUUCGAUAUGUUGUUCAACGCCUGACCUCAUGCCCUUUUCUUAUAAAAAGUUAGGAUAACUUUGCUCUGGGUCUGUCCUCCUAAAAACUUCCUCUAUCUCCAGAUGCUGCGAAGUAUGUAUUUCCAAUGUUUUGUCAUCAUUUUCGUUGUCCUAAACGCAAUCGCCAACGCAAUGUUCGUCUAUAAACACGAUGAAAGUGACGCGGAGCGAAAAAAAGUGUUGUACUUGGUCGAAGUCGGUUUCACAAUUCUCUUCAAUUUCGAAUGCCUCAUCAAAAUCCUCUGUUAUGGAUUUCGCAAUUUUAUUCGAAGAGGAAUCUUCAAAUUCGAAUUGAUUUUAUGUGUCGGAAGUUCGUUGAAUAUUGUCAAAGUUUUCUAUGAGCGCAAUUAUUUCACGUAUUUUCAAACUUUUCGAUUGCUCAGGUUAAUCAAAGCUUCACCGAUUUUGGAGGAUUUUGUAUGGAAGGUAGGGGAACCUAGGAAGAAGAAAAUCAAUCAAAAUUCCCAAUUUUGCAGAUUUUUAGCCCUGGAAAAAAGCUGGGAGGUCUCGUCAUUUUCACAAUCGCAUUCAUUUGUUGCUGCUCAGCAAUCUCACUUCAAUUAUUCUUCUCCGUUCCAAAAUUGGAAUAUUUUCGAACUUUUCCCAAUGCUUUUAUGUCAAUGUUUCAAAUUAUAACACAAGAAGGUUGGACGGAUUUUGUGGUAGAAGUUUUGCGAGCAACUGAUGAUGCAUUGGUGCCAUUUGUUGCACUCUAUUUUGUCGCAUAUCAUUUGUUUGUUACGUUGGUGAGUUUUUGGUAUUGCUUAUGUUAAGAGCGUUAUUUUGAACCUAAAUAAGCUAUUGCUCAUGUUAAGAGCAUGAUUUUUAACCUAAAAAUAGUGUUGCUCGUGUUAAGAGCAUAAUCUUGAAAUUAAAAUUAGUGUUGCUCAUGUUAAUAACGUUAUUUUGAAUCUAAACACUCUAGUGUUGCACAUCUUAACCGCUUUACUACUCAAAUUUCCCGCAUUGCUCAUAUUAAAAAUUUUGCAGAUUGUGCUGAGUCUAUUCGUCGCCGUAAUUUUGGAUAACUUGGAAAUGGACGAAGAAUUGAAGAAAGUGAAACAACUAAAAGCUCGUGAAGCCACAACUUCAAUGAGAUCAACACUUCCGUGGAGGCUGAGGGUUUUUGAGAAAUUUCCCACGCGACCCCAAAUGUCAGCUAUGAAAAAGUGAGUUGGACUAACUUUUUUUGAUCUAAAAACCGAAUUUUCGCAGAGCUGACAGCGAUUUUCCGAUGCCAAAAGUUCGUGGAAGUUUCACGCAUCAAUUCGCCGCCGAACAAUACACCGAUUCCACCGACACCGCUCUAACAGAUGGUGAAAUGGAGACGACGAAACGGCUGAUUUGCCGCCGCCCGCCACCACCAAUUUCCACACGAAAAAUGACGCAGAAAGACGAUUUGGCAUUCCGCCAAAUUGGUGGAAGCUCGUUGAGAUGUAGUUUGAAUAAUUUGUUGGAGUGAGUGGUUUUUUUCGAGGCUUGGGGAGUCUGGGGAACUUUUUGGAUUUUCAUUUGUCGAAUGACGUGGCAAGAUUGGAGAUUUGAGGCUCCGCCCACUUUUCUGUGCCCUGAAAUGCAGGAAAAAUGGAUUCAAAAAUUAGAUUUGGCUCCGCCCUCUUCUCUGUGCCCCGAAUUUGCAAAAUCUGAAUUUUGAGGCUCCGCCCUCUUCUCUGUGCCUUGAAUUUGCAAAAUCUGAGAUUUGAGGCUCCUCCUACUUUUCUAUGCUUUGAAGUGCAGAAUUUCCAAAGCACAGAACAAUGGGCGAAGCAUAAUUUCAAAAUUCUAGUGUUUUUGCAAUUUCAGGGCAUAGAAAAAUGGGCGGAGCCUAAUUUCUUUUCAAAAAAUAUCCAGCCUUUUUCUUGCAUUUUAAAGGCACAGAAAAAUGGGCGUGGCCUAGAACAAUAGAGUGUAAAGUCCCAAUUUUUGCCACGUCAUAACUCAUAUAAAUUAGGCUAAAAAUGUUGCAUGGGCAUGAUGGUCCCUCUCCUUUUUCUCUCCCUUUCUAUCUCUCCACUAUAUUUUUCCUGUUUUUCCACCCUGUUUUGCACCCCUCAUUUUCCCCUCGUUUUUCACUCCAGACUAUCCGAUCGAACACGUCAAUCACUCUCCAAUUCGCUCUCGUUUCUACCGCAUUUUACACGGUCUUCUGGAAGUUUGUAUCCGAGAAAAGAUGCGUUGACGUAAGUUUGAUUGGUUUAUUGAUUGAGCAUGUUUUUGUGGAGUUUGGGGAACUUGAAAUUGAAUUAGGCUAACUUGAAAUUGAGCUAGACCAACUCAACUUUGACUUAUCCUAACUAGAACUAUAAACUUUCCAGACAAAAAUAUGCAAAAAUACUCUACACAAAUUUUUCGAAAAGGUUUGACAAGCCUACUUAAAUCAGGCCUAAAAUAACCCGGUUAACAUGAGCAAUCAUCCCCCAAAAUUGUCUGCAUGUCUAACCUGUCUUGCAUGGUUUUUUGUCCUCAAAGAGUGAACUAACGCCUAGCCAAAAUGUUUCCCCCGAUCUUCUCAACCUAAACCAAAUUUUCCAGAAAAUCGAGAUCAAUGACUGGAAAAUUCUUGCAAACGACAACAGUUCGCAACAAACAAUACAACAUGUUCAGCGAGAAUGGCGAUCUGUCACGGCCUUCUGAUUCGGCGCCCAAGAAAAAUGCGAAACAGGGUGAGAUUGAUAUCAGAGCGUUGCAGCAGAAGAGACAGCUGGCUGAGAUUACGAGGUGAGGGGGUUUUUGGGGGGAUUUUCAGAGUUGAGACUUAACAUGAGCAAUGUUUUUUUUAACCUGAACUGAAAAAAGUACUUCCAAAUAUUGCAAAACCCGAGGAAAUCUCAGAUUGAAAUUAUAGUUUUUCAAUAAUUUUUUUCAAACAAUUUUGACCCCAAAAUCCUGAUUCAGGCCUGUGCCGGAAAUUUUCCGAAUUUCCGGAAUUUCCGAUUUUUUUCAAGGAAAAAUCAAUUUUCCGGAAAAUGUGCUCGGAAAAUCCGGAAAAUGAUCUUUAGUAGUAAUAUUUUCAAAAUUGCCUAAAUUUUGAGAAAUUUUCUCAGUUCAAUGAUAGAAAAAAUGAAAUGUUUGGAAUUUUUUUUUCAAUUUUUCAAAUUGUACUAUUUUUUGAACGUAUAACGUCUCAAAUAUGUAGUUAUUAAAUUCCCUGUGAAUAGAAGAAUUGUAGAUAAAAAAGUUUUAGUGCCAACUUCAGGCUGAAAAUCGAAAUUUCUGACUUUGGAGAAUUUUCCGAAUUUUCCGGUUCAAAAAAUCCCGUUCAAUCUGUUUAAAAUGAGCAAUGUUUGUUCCAGAAAUCGAAUCGAAGAAGACAUGCGAGAGAAUCAUCCAUUCUUCGACCGCCCACUUUUUCUCAUCGGAAGAGCUUCUCAAAUUCGAGAAUUUUGCAAAAAACUAGUCCACGCCAAGUACGAUCAUCAAGAUGACACAACAAAUGGUGGAAGUUCGGCGAAGAAAACGAAGAGACGAUUUAAAGGUGAGCACGCAGCGCUUGACCGCGACGCGUCCAACGACACAUUCUUCCAGAAAUCCGUGCACUAAUUGGAAUAAUGCCAUAUAUUGAUUGGGCUAUGGCAACAGUAAUCAUCGUCUCGUGCGUCUCAAUGAUGUUUGAAUCACCGUGGCCAACAACUGGCGAAAAUCUGGUGAUGAAUAAUUGGUAUCUACAAAUCUGUGAUUAUAUUUUUGUGCUCGCCAUGACUCUUGAACUCAGUCUGAAAAUCAUAGCGAAUGGGUUGUUUUUCACACCGAAAGCUGUUGUUAGAGAUGUUGGAGGGUUUAUGUCGCUGUUUAUAUAUUUUGUAAGGUUUUUCACCAUAGCUCCAGAAUUUUAUUCGAUAUUUUGUAGACUUCCCUGAUCUUCUUGAUCUGGAUGCCAAAACAUGUGGAAAUCAAUAGUCUUGCACAAUUUCUGAUGAUUUGUCGAGCGAUGAGACCACUUCGAAUCUACACCCUAGUUCCACACAUCCGAAGAGUUGUUCUCGAAUUUUUCCGAGGUUUCAAAGAAAUUGUAUUGGUCACAAUUCUGAUGAUUGUUGUCAUGUUCAUUUUUGCCAGUUUUGGAGUUCAAAUUGUUGGUGGAAAAUUGGCGGCAUGCAAUGAUCCGACUGUCAAAGAACGAGAGAAUUGUCACGGUGUUUUCUGGCAGAAGUUGUUUGUCACACGGUUGGAAGUUUAUGGAAAAGAUUCGGAUGAAAUGCAUCCGAAGAUAAUGGUGCCGCGGGUUUGGACGAAUCCGAGGAAUUUCAAUUUUGAUCAUGUUGGAAAUGCGAUGCUUGCGCUUUUUGAGACGUUGAGUUUUAAAGGUUGGCAAUUUUUUUGGAGCUAAACAUUUUGAAUUUGAAUUUUUGAAGUUGGCGCUCGAAAAUCUUAAUUCAGUUUUGUUGCGCUAAAAAAUAUACGUGGCAAAAUGUUUGAAAACAUUUGAAUUCAAAGAUUUUGCCACCAAAUUAAAAAAAAUUGCGCGAAAAAUUAGAAAUUUGAAUUUUUGAAUUUGGAGCCAAAAAAAUAUUAAUUGAGUUUAAAAUCCACGUGUUAAGGGUUAAAAAUCCACGCGUUAAGAAUUUUGAAUUCAAAUAUUUUGACGCCAAAUUUUUAAUGAAAAUUUUUUGGAGCUUAAAAUUUGGGAUUCAAACUUCUAAAGUUGGUGAGAAAAUCCACGUGGCAAUAUUUCUAAAAAAAAUCAUUUUUGGGGCGAAAAAAUCUGGAAAAACUUUACAAGCCACGUCACAUCAAAUCACAAGCCACGUCAUUUUGCGCGAAAAAUUAGAAAUUAUAAUUUUUGAAUUUGGAGCCAAAAAAUCUUGAUUUACUUUUGUGACGCUAAAAAUCCACGUGUUGAGAAUUUGAAUUCAAACAUCUUACCACCAAAUUUAAAAAAAAAUUGCGCGAAAAAUUAGAAAUUUGAAUUUUUGAAAUUGAUGCAAAAAUCCACGUGGCAAUCUUUCUCAAAAAAUAGUUUUUUGGAAUAAAAAAUCUGGAAAAAUUUUUAAAAGUAGCCACGUGGCAAAAAAACUCACUAUCUUCUGAAAUUCUCAUCAUUUUCAGGCUGGAAUGUGAUCCGCGACAUCUUAUCAACCCGCCAUGGCCCCUGGGCUGUUGUAUUCAUCCACAUCUAUGUCUUCACUGGUUGUAUGAUUGGCCUAACUCUCUUUGUCGGUGUUGUCAUCGCAAACUACACACAAAAUCGAGGAACCGCCCUUCUUACUGUAGAUCAAAGAAGAUGGCAUGAUCUAAAAGCUCGUCUCAAAAUGGCACAACCUCUUCACGUUCCACCAAAACCUUCCGAAUCAGCCAGACUACGAACUAUGACUUAUGAAUUGACUAUGAGUCGAGGAUUCAAUCAAUUAUUUGCACUUCUUGUGGUUCUCAAUAGUUUCACUUUGGUUAUCCCAUGGAAUGUGGAAGAAGCUGAUAAACAAGAAGCUUUUCUGAUAACGGUCACAGUUAUCAGUGGAAUUAUCAAUAUUCUAUUUUGCAUUGAGAUCAUCUUGAAAAUCAUCGCCUACACAUUCAGCGGCUUCUGGCAAAGUCGCCGAAAUCGUGUCGAUCUUUUGAUCACAAUUCUCGGAGUUGUCUGGAAUUUUCUGCAUUUUUUCGUGGCUCGCGCGGCAACUGAAAAAUGCACAGUGAUUUGUAACUACACCUUCACUUUUGGCUAUCUUGUCGUCAUUUUGAGAUUUUUCACAAUUGCCAGCCGCAAUUCAACGCUCAAGAUGUUGAUGUUGACUGUGAUUAUGAGCAUGUUCCGAUCAUUCUUCAUCAUCACCGCGUUAUUUUUACUGGUCCUUUUCUAUGCUUACACUGGAGUUAUACUAUUUCCAAUGGUGAAAUAUGGAAUGGCUGUGAGUAAACAUGUGAAUUUUCGGACGGCUUCUGAAGCGCUGGUCGUACUUUUUCGAUGUUUGACUGGAGAGGAUUGGAAUGAUAUUAUGCAUGAUUGUAUGGUAAGUUUUUUCUAUCCUGACAGGGGAACUUUUGAUGAAACAUAUCGAAAUAUACCAAAUCGACCAUGCUGAUCAUGAUUCCGAAGUCAAAAUUUGCCACAAAAGCCUGUGAGCACUUUUCUGGAGCUCCAAAAUUUGAAUUUCACCAUGUUCCAGAUGUAAAAUCAAUUUUUAAAACUUGAAUAAAGUUUUUCGUCACAUACCAGCUGAAAACUUCAAUUUUUUAAAAAAGUCCUGAAAAUGCCACACGUUUUUGUGAAUUUUUAAAAAUUACAUUUUUCAGCUGGUUUUUAAUAUUUUUUGAAAAGCUGAAAGGUUUUCGAAUGUGAUGAAAAACCUCAUUCAAGUUAUAAAAAUUGAUUUUCCACCCUGGAACAUGGUGAAAAUGGACGAAAACCAAAUAACUUUGGAGCUCCAGAAAAGUGCUCACGGGCAUUUGUGGCAAAUUUGUGGCAAAAAAUGGGGACCUAAAAUUAAGUUGACACGUGGGGGCUCAAAAUGAUAGUGGUGGGGACCUUUUUUCCGAAAUACCCUAUGAUCGAAAUAAAAGCCCCCAACUCUAUUAAAAUUAUGUGAAAAUAGGCCCCCACAUACAAAUAUAAGUCCCACCCCAAUAUAGGUCCCCAUCCAAAAAUAAGUCCCCACAUAAUCAUUUUAGGUCCCCAUUUCCAUUGAGUGGGGACUCGGUGGGGACUUUUACUUGUUGGUGGGGGCUUACUUUGAGGUGGGGGGCUAUUCUGCGAUUCACCCAAAUUUUGACUUCUAAUUCUUGAUCAGCAUGGUUGAUUUGGUAUAUUUCGAAAUGUUUUAUCAAAAGUUCCCUUGUUAACUUUCCACGUCAUAACUCACCUCUUUCCAGCGAUCCGCUCCAUUUUGCUAUUGGUCCGAAGGAAUGAAUUAUUGGGAAACAGAUUGUGGUAAUUACUACGGAGCAAUCAUCUAUUUCUGCUCAUUCUACCUCAUCAUCACCUACAUUGUUCGCAAUCUUCUCGUCGCUAUUAUCAUGGAGAACUUCUCGUUGUUCUACUCAUCCGAAGAAGAUGCUCUACUCUCAUAUGCCGACAUUCGAAACUUCCAAUAUGUAUGGAAUAUGGUGGAUCAAGAGCAGAAGCGAACGAUACCCGUGGGAAGAGUGAAAUUCUUGUUGAGAUUGUUGAAGGGGAGGUUGGAAGUGGAUCCGGAGAAGGAUCGGAUAUUGUUUAAGCAUAUGUGUUAUGAGAUGGAUCGAUUGCAUAAUGGAGAGGAUGUUUCUUUUCACGAUGUUUUGUAGUUAGUUUUUUUUUGGGAGGGGGGGGUUAGGGGGGAAUUUUUACGCAGAUUGUCAGGCCUGUGCCGGAAAUUUUUCGGAUCUUUAGUAGUAAUAUUUUAACAAAUUGCCUAAAUUUUGGGGAAUUUUCUCAGUUUAUGAUAGAAGAAAUGAAAUUUUUGGAAUUUUUUUCAAUUUUUCAAAUUUUACUAUUUUUUUGAACGUAAAACGCCUGUAAAUAGAAGCAUUGUAGAUACAAUUAAGUUUUAGUGCCAACUUCAGGGUGAAAAUCGAAAUUUCAGACUUUGGAAAGUUUUUCGAAUUUUGAUUUUCCGGCACAGACCUGGUCUGCGUUAAGGCCGUGCAUAUUCAUCUCCCAGAUCCAAUUUUUCAAAAUCAAAAUCAUAAUUCCAGUAUGCUCUCCUAUCGCUCUGUUGAUAUCCGAAAAUCCCUUCAACUCGAAGAACUUCUCCAACGCGAAGAACUCGAAUUCAUCAUCGAAGAAGAAGUUGCCAAACAAACCAUCCGAACGUGGCUCGAAGGCUGCCUUCGUAAAAUGCGAAAUCCCAGUCAAAAAGAUUCUGAAUCACUCAAACUCCCACAGCCAAUCACCACCACUCAUUUGCCGCAUUCCUCAAUGGCUCACGACAAUGAUCCGAGUCAACAAAGAUUGCGAUUUGUGACACCGCUCGAUAUUGCAACACCUAUGGAGAUUGGUGGAAGUGGGGGGAAUGAGGUGACGAGUUCGGAUGAGGAAGGUGGAGAUGAGGUUGUGACACCGCCGCCGAGACGGAAGAAGACUGGUGUGAAGAAUCGGAGGGGAAGUAUUCCGGAAGCAUUUACGGUAAGAAGUGGCAGUGUAAAACAUAAAAUGAGUAUUUUACGGUUUUGAAAACCCGUAAAAUCCCGUAGAAUUUUGUCACUGAACCUUUUAACUAAAAACAUCAAGAAAUUUCUUUAAAAAUUAUCUCAAAAUUUUAUUUUAAAAAUGUUGAAUUUUUUUGAAGUUUCAAUUUGAUUCUGUAAAAUUUAUUAUAAUUAGUGUUAUUUUCGUUUAAAAAAAUUAUUUUACAAUUUUUUUUGGUAGCGUAAAACCGUAAAAUUUUCCAGGUCUAAUUUAGAAACCAGGAGGGUCUGCUUUGAAAAAAAGGCCCCCUUACCAACUUUUCUUUCCAGAGAACUGGUCUAUUCCAAGAAGCGGCUCGAAAAUUCAUGGUCGGCUCGUCAUCCAGUGAAAAAAAGCAUGCAAGUAUUAAGGUAUGUACAAAUAAUUUUUGUCUCCCGUCCACCUUUUUUUUCUGUUUAGUCGUCGUGUCGAUCGCCUGAAACGUGUCAGCUUUUGCCAAAACGUGCGCAAUCUGAUCGACAACAAAAAUCGUCGGCAGGAAGUGGAUCGGCCAAGAAUUUUCAUGUAGGUUUUGGAUUACGGCGAGCUUUUCAACGUUGCUCCGCGUUUACAUGUUGAUUCAUUAUUUGUCCCGGAUAUUAGUUGGGUUUUUUGCAGCUUCAACUCAAUGUCUAUGAUCUACCGGAUGUUGAAGAACGCGGCGAAGAUUCACCAUUUUCACCCAAAAACAUUUGCAAAGACGAAGAAAGCCAUUCACCAUUAGCUGUCACACCAUCUGUCCCGAUUUCUUCGACUCAAGGAAGCCCGAGAAGAUUUGCCCCGCCGAUUUUGGCGGAUACACCAAAAGAUAUUGAUAAAUGGUGGAGAUUGUUGAAUGAUUAG